AGAAAGUCCUACUUCAUAUAACGCAGUUCCUACAUUCUCCUAAAAAUUAUCUCGUAUUUAUUUAUCUACAUAAAACAACAAAGCUACAUAUGGUGCCAACAUUAAAAGAAGAGGCUAAUUCUUCACUAUUGUCAACCUACUUGAAUGAAUUCAUCAGUGACUUGUAAUUUUAUGCACGUGCUGUUUGACUCUUAAAAGUUCAGUGAAACUGCUUGCAUAUAAAAAAAAUUCAGAACAAGAUGUCUUCGCGUGUGGGGUAUUUUCUAAGAUUUGGUCUCCCCUUGGGAAGUUGUCUCAUCCUUUGUGGAAUUGUACAGACUGUAACCAGCCUCUACGAAGUUUGCGUGGAACUUCCGAGUGUACUCGUCACUCACUGGGAUGAACCCGUAGUUCAAAUCAUAUCUGAGACCCCAUCCGUCAUAGUUUUCAGUGUGCUCCGCUUGCUGCAACUUUUCGCGGAUAUCGUGUUCCUCUUGGUCGGCGCAAUUGUUAAGGGGUCCAGACUGCUCCUGAUCUCAUGGGUGGUAGUAACCAUCUCCAGCAUCGUGACGCACGAUGUUGCCUGGUUCCUCUACUCUUACUCUGAAGGGGGGAUAUCGUCAAUUUACAUAUAUAAAGCUGCGUACUUCGUAGUGGUCGCCACGAUAUUCCACGUGUACAUCGUGUCCAUUGGGUUUCGCUGCGUGUCCUGCAUGAAAGAAAAUCUCGAAGAGGUGCACCCCAUUGGGAAAGGAGUUGUCCAGAUUGGCAAGUAUUUUGCACACCAUGCAAAAAUCGGGACUAGACUUAUCCUCACGUCUGAAUUGAUUCUCAACUUGGAUUUUUUCUUGAUUGAGAUACUUCCAAUCGUCCUUUUCGACGAAUAUUACUCUGAUCAUGAGCGAUAUCAAAAUUGGUGGGAAGACGUGGCGUUACGAGGUGUCCGAGUUGUACUUGGCAUUACAGGUCUGGUAAUUCUCUCGAAGGGUAAAGAAACCUGGGUCAAGUAUUGGUGCAUCCCGUACCUUUUCACCGUGUUCUUAAGUCUCGCCAUGUUUCUGGGCAUGGUUGUAGAUUGGUUGGGCGAACUUGAAUUUGUCACUGUCGCCUAUCUCUUAAACUUCGCAAUCAACCUGGUCUACAGAGUUCUCGUCUUUACUAUUUGCUUCUGGUACUCGUAUCCCAAAAAAAAUUCAGACUUUGGAUUUAUUGCAGAGCUCAGUUAGAACUUAUGUAGCGGCGUUACACACAAUGUUAAAUUGUCAUAAAUACUUCAACAUGUCAACGAUUAAUUAGAAAUUUUUGAAUCUUUAACAAAAUUUCCAAUUAAAAUCAAGAAAAUUUUUAAUUAUGUA
This is a messenger RNA of Folsomia candida, 1334 nucleotides long. RefSeq lists its product as uncharacterized. The transcript has 9 exons. NCBI's taxonomy places the organism in Eukaryota, Metazoa, Arthropoda, Collembola, Entomobryomorpha, Isotomidae. The record is from RefSeq and is a predicted model, not a curated record. The coding region runs from base 240 to 1205 and encodes 321 amino acids.